Chaetomium strumarium is the source of this 2540-nucleotide messenger RNA. Its product is annotated as nucleolar complex-associated protein-domain-containing protein. Gene Ontology annotation, biological process: DNA replication initiation. Gene Ontology annotation, molecular function: chromatin binding. The record is from RefSeq and is a predicted model, not a curated record. The transcript has a single exon. Gene Ontology annotation, cellular component: nucleolus. The coding region runs from base 148 to 2202 and encodes 684 amino acids. NCBI's taxonomy places the organism in Eukaryota, Fungi, Ascomycota, Sordariomycetes, Sordariales, Chaetomiaceae.
AGCCAAUCAAACGUCACGGAUAAAUCCACUUGGCUAUGGUGGGCUCAUGAUGGCCCCCAUCUUGUAACGUUAUCGACGUCGAAAAAUUUCCUAACAUUGCAGGCCAAGAGGACAGACAGCUCCUCUCCAAACCGCGGCACACAUGCAAUGGCUUCCCGCCCUUCGAAACGCAGAAGGGUAACGCCACCCGGGGAAGACGGGCACGAAUCUACGAACAAAGACGCCAAGAUCCAGAAGGCAUUCUUCAAGAAUGCCGCCAACUGGAAUCUCGAACAAGACUACGAAUCAAGGUCAAGGAAAGCCAAGAAGAAGGAAGCGAAGAAGAACGCCAGCGAAGGGGGAGGCAGACUUCCCGUGAAGACGGCCCAGGGGACAUGGCAGGUUCAAGAUGAUGCAGACUCGAUAGCGAGCGAUGCCGACUGGCUUGAGAGUGAGGGAGACGAGGGUGGCAUCGAGGAGCAGCCCGAGGCCGUUGUUCCAGAAGAACCCAAGAUCCCCGAACGGGAACAAAUCCGCAAGGCUCAGGAAGAGCUUGCGAAGAUCGCAACGCAGCUAAACGAGGACCCGGAAGAGCAUCCUGGCGCGUUCAAGGCAUUGGCUCGCAUCGGCGAGUCACCUAUUCUCGCGAUACAGAAGCUGUGCAUCGUUACCCAGAUGACGGUCUACAAAGAUGUCAUUCCUGGAUAUAGGAUACGGCCCGCGACAGAGGAGGCAGCUGGGGAGAAGCUCUCAAAAGAAGUCCGGCGCUUGCGGACUUACGAACAAGCUCUAAUAUCGGGAUAUCAUGGCUACAUCAAGACUCUGGCACAGCACGCAGCUUCUCCGGGUUCGGAAACUCGGAAAGCGGGCCCUCCCAUUUCAAGCAUUGCCUUUACCUGUGCUUGCACACUGGUAAACGCGGUGCCUCAUUUCAACUUCCGCGGUGAUCUCUUGAGGAUACUCGUGCGGAAACUGAGCAGCCGCAAGUUGGAUGACGACUUCGUCAAGUGCCGGCAAACGCUGGAGACCUUGUUCCGGGACGAUGAAGAUGGAAAGGCCUCGAUGGAAGCAGUCUCCUUGCUCUCGAAGAUGAUGAAGGCUCGCGAGUACCGCAUUGACGAGAGUGUCCUCAACAUGUUUUUACACCUUCGGUUGCUGUCCGAGUUUGCAGGCAAAGCUUCGCAAGAUAAGGUCAGCCAUCCCGGGAACCUGUCGAAUGGCAAAAGGCCGAAAGGGAAGAGGGAGUUUCGGACUAAACGGGAACGGAAGCUGCUCAAGCAGCAGAAGGAAGCCGAGAAGGUGAUGGCUCAUGCCGAUGCAACCGUCAGCCACGAAGAGCGGGAGCAAACGCAAUCAGAGAUUCUAAAGAUCGUAUUCGCUACAUACUUCCGGAUCCUGAAGAUGCGCACGCCGCAUCUCAUGGGGGCGGUGCUUGAAGGCCUGGCCAAGUACGCGCACCUUAUCAACCAAGACUUCUUCGGAGACCUCCUCGAGGCCCUUAAGGAGCUUAUCCGGGAGAGCGAAAGUGCUGAAGAUGGAGAUGAGGGGGCGAGUGGCGAAGCUCAAGAAGAGGACGAUCUCUCUGUCGUCCGCGACACCAGCAGAGAAGCCCUCCUCUGCACCGUCACCGCCUUCGCGCUGCUCGAAGGUCAGGACGCGCAUAACGCCCGCUCCGACCUGCAUCUCGACCUGUCCUUCUUUAUCACAAACCUCUACCGCAGCCUCCUCAGCCUCUCCGUCAACCCCGACGUCGAAUUAGGUGCCAGAUCCCUACACCUGACCGACCCAAACGACGCCUCGUCGGGGAACCCUACCGAGCGGCGGAAUAACAAGAUCAACCUCCAGACCACGACCGUGCUCCUAAUGCGCUGCCUCAGCGGCGUGCUCCUCCCGCCCUGGAACAUCCGUUCGGUGCCGCCUUCACGCCUCGCGGCUUUCACGAAGCAGCUCAUGUCAGUGGCGCUGCAGAUGCCCGAGAAGUCGUGCCAGGCUGUGCUGGGCCUGCUGCACGAUGUGUUGCACACCCACGGCCGCAAGAUCAGCGCGUUGUGGAACACGGAGGAGCGAAAGGGCGACGGAACCUACAAACCCCUGAGCGAGACGGUGGAGGGGAGCAACCCAUUUACGACUACGGUGUGGGAAGGAGAAAUUCUCCGGAAGCAUUACUGUCCCAAGGUUAGGGAGGAGUUGACGGCUAUGGAGAAGGAGCUUAGAACGAUCUAAUCUCCGCCCAAUCCCAUUCUUUUCGUCCUUGAUGAAUCAGAAAGGGCGCCGUUCAUGCGAACUCUCCGUCUCCAAGAUUGUUGUCAGGUGUGGGAGCCUUGAGCGUAUUGAUACCCCUGAGCGGACGGAGUGUGUGAGGGUCAUUAACUGGUUCAACUAUCGCAUCCAUCAGGCAUAGUUAGCUGCCCCAAUAAAGUUACCUUCUCGCUUGUUGGUCCCCUCGGGUUCGUCGUCGUCCUACCACAUGUUGGGCAAGAUGCGGUCAGGCAGGAGGAGUGUCCAGACGGAGAGGUUCCGACUCGCCCGGUCAUGAUAUGUCGUACCCUUGUACAAUAUGU